AUGGUUCGGGUAAGCAACACUAUCGUCGCACUCCUCAACACCAUCUUCCUCCUAGUUAGCCUCGCCGUCAUCUCCGGCGGCAUGUACAUUCACGUGCAUGCUUCCGCCACCGCCUGCCAAAAAUCGCUUGAGAACCCGCUGUUCAUACUGGGUGUCUUUAUGCUUCUAGUUUCUUUCCUAGGGUUGAUUGGUUCAUGCUGUAGGAACAAUUGUUUGUUAUGGCUUUAUCUGAUUCUCUUGUUUUUGAUGAUGGUCGGCCUCGUGGUGUUCACGAUUUUCGCUUUCGUCGUCACCAAUGAGACUGCGGGUCAGGCCUUGUCUGAUAAAGGGUUUAAGAAGUACAGGCUUGGAGAUUACUCGCAUUGGUUGCAGAAUCACUUUGUUAAAGGGAAGAAUUGGGAUGUCCUCAGGAGUUGUUUGAUUGAAGCUAAAGUUUGUGAUAAUAACCAAAACGAUUUCUCGAAGCAGAAAUUUUCUGCUAUACAGGGUGGUUGCUGCAACCCGCCGACGGGUUGUGGAUAUCAAUAUAGGAAUGGGACCACGUGGACGGUGGCGAAAUAUGGGCUGCCGCCGGUGGAUGACAGUGACUGUAAGACGUGGAGUAACGACCCGAAGCAGCUAUGCUACAACUGCAAUUCAUGCAAAGCUGGGGUUGUAGCCAGCAUAAGGAAGCAGUGGAGGAUUCUGGCUAUAUUCUUGAUCUGUAUCAUCCUCUUCAUUCUUGUUGUCUUCUCCAUUGGUUCCUGUGCCAAGAGGAACAAUUCUCUUGAUAGGAGAUAUAAUUGGCAAAGAAACCAUUUUGCUUGA
Manihot esculenta (cassava) is the source of this 807-nucleotide messenger RNA. Its product is annotated as tetraspanin-8. Lineage: Eukaryota; Viridiplantae; Streptophyta; Magnoliopsida; Malpighiales; Euphorbiaceae. The record is from RefSeq and is a predicted model, not a curated record. Gene Ontology annotation, biological process: auxin-activated signaling pathway. Gene Ontology annotation, cellular component: plasma membrane; plasmodesma. The coding region runs from base 1 to 807 and encodes 268 amino acids. The transcript is spliced from 2 exons.